AUGGGCGAGCCCUUGGAGGGGAGUGGCGGCACAGCCGCCGGGGCCCUCCCGGUGCGACCCGCCGCGGAUGCGCUCUCGCAUGCGCAGGCCGGGGAGUCUCAGGCAGCUCUGCGCGAUCCUCAGUUGAAGCAAGAGCGUGAAGAUGGGGACGCCCACGCCGGGACCGAGGGAAGACGCUCAGGAACUGAAGCGAUACCGAAGACGGAUCAGGAAGCAAGACAAGAGCCGGCUCCUACCUCUGCGCUGGAGAGACAGACAGACGUGAAGGCGGAGACGGAGAGCGCCGCUGGCCCAGACGCCGAGAAUUGCCUAGAUGGCGCGGACGUGGGAACCAGGGAGAUUCUGGAGGAAGAAGAGCAAGGCCCUUCGCGACUCAAGUUCCCGUCCUACGACGACUUCUUGAAGGAGGAGGAGGAAGACAGAAAGGCCGAGGAAGCAGAAGCCGCGGAAGACAGUGGAAAGGACGCGAAUCUCGACGCCGCUUUCGAGUUGUUCAUGAGUGAAGUCAAGGACAUGCCCGCUGUCACGGGCAAUCCGAACGGUCGUGGGCGCAAGGAAGCGCGUACCGUGAUCAAGAAGUUCAAGUCUUCUGACGAGGAAUGCAUCCGCCUGACUUGUCAGACUUUCCCCUCGCCUUUCCAAGUUCUUUUGCUCGGGCCGGAAGCGUCUGAGGAUGACAUUCGCAAGCAGUACCGGAAGCUCUCUCUUCUCAUCCACCCAGACAAGUGUAAACACCCCAAUGCCCAGGAGGCUUUCCAAGUCGUCAACAAGGCGUACGAGCAGCUCCAGAGACCAGAAAUGCGCGAGAAAUACCGAGACGUCAUUGAGGAGGCGAAGCGCCGCGUCCUCAAGGAAAACGCCAAGGAGAACAAGAAGCGCAGGACGCAGAGCAUCGACGUCCCGCUGUUGUCGGAAGACCCCGCCGAACUGCAGGCGGAAAUCAUGGAGAUGUGCGAAAAGCUGUUGGAGGAGACCCGAGAGCGGCGCGAAUACGCCGAGCGCACGAGACAGGCAAACGAGCGCUACGAGCGAGAGCAACUGGAGAAGCAAGCGAACGAAGAACUUGAAAAGUGCAAAGAGAGGAAAGAGUGGCUAGACCGGCGCGACGAGCGCGUGGGCGCUUGGAGAGAGUACCAGAGCGCCAUUCAAAGCAAGGAUGUGAAGCUCCAGGCGUUCACGGGUAUCCGUCACCAGCGAGAGGAGCGCAAGGAAGACGACAUUGUCCGGAAGAAGAAGAAAAUGCAGGGAAUCGAUACCUCGUACAAAGACAGCUGGCGAUGA
Neospora caninum is the source of this 1281-nucleotide messenger RNA. RefSeq lists its product as hypothetical. The coding region runs from base 1 to 1281 and encodes 426 amino acids. Gene Ontology annotation, cellular component: nucleus. The transcript has 7 exons. The record is from RefSeq and is a predicted model, not a curated record. NCBI's taxonomy places the organism in Eukaryota, Apicomplexa, Conoidasida, Eucoccidiorida, Sarcocystidae.